Molecule: messenger RNA, 2913 nt
Organism: Eimeria maxima
Lineage: Eukaryota; Apicomplexa; Conoidasida; Eucoccidiorida; Eimeriidae
Exons: 1
Coding region: 1-2913 (970 amino acids)
Source: RefSeq, a predicted model, not a curated record
AUGGAGACAGGAGACAGCAAAGAAGGGAAAGGAGGGCCCCCCAUGGGGUCUCCAGCGGCAAAGGGGACCCUUCAACACAAAGGACCGUUCAGCAAGUUGUGCAUGGCAACAAGGAGGGCCUCUCCCCAGCCUCCGCCGCCGCCGCAGCAGCAGCAGCAAACGAAGUUAGGUAGAGAAACACCGCAACAGCAAAAGCAGCUGGAGAACCCGGGGUUAGCAGCAGCAGCAGCAGCACCUGCUGCUGUUGCUGCUGAUAGCCCGCAGCGGGGCAAAAUUCAGCUAACACCCCUAGUUGUGGUGACCCCCACAUUGGAAGGGACACAGAAGCAGCCGCAAACGCAGCAGCCAACGCAGCAACAAGCGCAACAGCAAACACAGCCGCAGAACAAACAGAGGGGACAGCAGCUACGGCAGCAACAAAUGCAGCAGCGGCAGCAAGACAAACUACCUCAACAGAAGGAGCUCCAGCUGCAGCAGCUGCAACAAUUGCAGCAGCUACAGCUGCAGCAGCUACAGCUUCAGCAACUGCAGCAGCAGAUCGAGCGACAACACGAGCAGCAGCAGCUACAGCUGCAGCUCCAACAGCAGCAAGAGCAGGAAACUCUGCAGCAGCAGCAGCAACAGCAGCAGAAGGAUUUGCAGCAGCAGCAGCAACUGCAGCAGCAACUUGCAAUUUUGCAGCUGGAGAAACAAAUGUUGCGGGAGAAAGAGCAGCUUCUCCUCUCUCUGCAGCAACAGCAACAGCAGCAGCAGCAAUUAAUGCAGCUGCUCAAUAUGACCCCAGAGGGCCCACCCCUUCUCUCGCGAGCCGGAGUGUCUCCUAUAAAACCUUGUGGGGCCCCACAGGAAGCUGCUGCGGCAUGCAGUGUCUCCUCAAGGACUGCAGCAGGGGGUUUAAAAAACCCCCAAACUCUAGGAGACAGGGGGGUCCUAGCAGCGAAGGGGCCCCUACUGGCGACUGUGGGUGGCCCCCUGGGGGGCCAGCUAGGCGGCCCACACAGUAGCAAGCAGGCGCUGUCAUCUUUUGUGUCAAGCAGCAGAAGCAACAGCAGACCCCGUCUCUCAGCACAAAGAAGAGGGGUCCCUAGAGCCUCCUCUGCUUGUAAGGCAAGGGCGCCCCCCCUAAGAGGCAAACUCCGUGCACGGGAGGACCCCUAUGGGGCCCUCGCAACAACCGUACCCCUUGAGGGGCCCCUACUAGGGGACUGCUGCAACCCUGCAACUUGGGGGAGGAGGCCAUUGGGGGGGCCCCCUCGUAUACCUAAACUUAAGAAGAAGGAGACAGUAGGGGAAAACAGCAGCAAUCUACAUAUUGUCCUUAGGCCAGAUGCACUCCAGCAAAGAGGAAGGGGGACCACCCUAACUUGGGGGAACCCCCACGGCAUGGGGGCCCCUCCUUCUUCCCUAAUGGUAACAAUGGAUGUUCGUGUGGGGCUUCGUCACCUAACCAAGCAAGGCCGCAGUCUUAUAUACACAACAUGGCAGCGGGUUAACUUGGGGCCCCCUGAAGAGGGGGCUCCCCUUGAGGAGACCCCUCAAGAGGGGGCCUUUCAUGAAGGGGCGCCUCUAAAGGGGCCCCUUCACCAAGAUGCGAUGGGGGGCCCUCUAGAGAAGGACCUUCAAGAGGGGGUCGCCCACACAUUUGGGGACCCCAGGCAAACGAUGGAGAAGGAAGCCAAUGGGUUGUCCCCGUCGGCUGUGGAGCCGGGGGGCCACCCCUUGGGGGGAACCAUUUGUUUUGAGGCCCCCAAUGCCAGAGGAAGGCGUCUCUCUGCUGCAGCAGCUGCAAGCAGAAGUGCGCCAGAGGCAGAAGGUGGGGGGCCCUGGCAUAUGGCGCGGGGGGCCUCUAGGGUCCCUCCUACCCUAGUCAGGGGGAGAGCCCCUUUCUACGAUGGGGGGCCCGUAGCUUCAGAAGGAAGGGUACAGGUACCCUUCUUGGGGCCCUUAAACUUGGGUCACCUGAGCAUGGGGACCCUGCGCCUCUUCGAGGAAGCGGGGCAAAAGCUACAAGCCAUCUGCAGCAAUAUAAGUGCAUCAGCAUACAGCACCCAUGCCGCCGCCGCAGCAGCAAUAGCAGCAGCAACAGCAGGACAGCAACACCAGCAGCAGCAACACCAGCAGCAGCAGCAACACCAGCAGCAGCACCAGCAGGAGAAGCUUUACCCGCAGCAGCAGCGAUACCCGCAGCAGCAACACCAGCAGCAGCACCAGCAGGAGCAGCUUUACCCGCAGCAGCAGCAAUACCCGCAGCAGCAACACCAGCAGCAGCAGCUAUACCCGCAGCAGCAGCUAUACCAUCAGCAGCAGCAACAGCAACAGCUAUACCCGCAGCAGCAACAUCAGCAGCAGCAGCAGCAGCACCAGCAACACCAGCAACACCAGCAACACCAGCAGCAGCAGCCACUCCAGCAGCAGCAGCUACACCAGCAUCAGCAGCUAUACCAUCAGCAGCAGCACCAGCAGCAGCUAUACCAGCAGCAGCAGGUCCACCAGCAGCAAUACCAGCAGCAGCAACACCAGCAGCAGCAACACCAGCAGCAGCAACACCAGCAUCACCACCACAACCACCACCACCAGCACCAGCAGCAGCAGCAACAACACCAGCAACAGCAACAGCAGCAACAGCAGGAGGAGGAGGAGGAGCAGCAGCAGCAGCAGCAGGGGCAGCACCAGCAGCAGCCAGACCAGCAGCGUAACAGGGGCACCGUGUAUCUGGAGGAAAGGGGACCCGUGAGGCCCCCCAGAGAAGUGUCGCCUACAGCAGGAUGCGCAAGAGAAAGAGACCCUCUUGAUGACCUUGCCUUAGGGGGGGCCCCCGUAAGACAAGACCCUCUUUAUGAGGGCCUUCCCUCAGAAGCACAAAGCUUAGAGAGCUUUGGUAGUAUCUAUGGGCCCCCUCCCCUCUUUUGUUGA